GUGAAGUGGAUAAAAAAUCACAGAACUGAAGAGAUGCUUCUUUUUUCAAAGCACAUAACUUCACGCCGCUACACUCCCAUUUUCACCUUUUCCCCUGUCUCUCAUCUCUCUCUGUGUGUCAUCUGAGUUAAACCAUAGGGUGGCGCAUGCAUCAUCUCUCUCUCACACCCUUUCUCUCACUAUAUAUAACACUUCACAUUCACACUGUCACAAGCUCCACGCUGCACAAUAGACACAUAGUGGACCAGGUCAUCACGCCAAACCUCACACGUUGUAGAGUUAUCAGCUACAUACAUUCAUAGAACCCGAAUCUCAAUGACCCUUCUUCACAAACACUGAAAAGGAGUGUGAAUCAGGUGAAGGGUAUCAGAAAUGUUGACUUGCAUAGCUUGUUCCAAGCAGCUUAAUAAUGGAUCUCUUCAACCAGAAGAAGAGGAAGAAGCUGUGCAAACACCCAGCACCAAGCAAGCCAUCAAGGCUCUCACUGCUCAGAUCAAGGACAUGGCAGUGAAGGCUUCUGGGGCCUAUAAGAAUUGCAAGCCUUGUUCAAGAUCUUCCAAUAAUAACAAGAAUCGAAAGUAUGCUGACUCUGAUGUGGGCUCAGAUUCAGCAAGGUUCCACAUGGCCUACCACCGAACUGGUAGCUCCAAUUCAACCCCAAGGAUGUGGGGUAAGGAAAUGGAAGCAAGACUGAAAGGGCUUUCCAGUGGGGAAGGAACACCAGCAUCAGUGAGUGGACGUACUGAGUCAGUGAUGUUAACGGAGGAGGAUGAGCCCAGGGAAUGGAUUGCACAAGUGGAGCCUGGUGUGCUUAUUACUUUUGUUUCAUUGCCUCAGGGUGGGAAUGAUCUGAAGAGGAUACGGUUCAGCCGUGAAAUGUUCAAUAAAUGGCAAGCACAGAGGUGGUGGGCAGAGAAUUACGACAAGGUCAUGGAGUUGUACAAUGUUCAAAGGUUCGAUCAAAAUGCAGUUCCUCUUCCAACCCCACCUAGAUCUGAGGAUGAGAGCUCAAGGAUUGAAUCUGCGAGGGACAGCCCUGCCACUCCUCCUCUCAGUAAAGAGCGCCUGCCCCGUCAUCUUCACCAACCAAUGGGAAUGGGUUACUCCUCAUCAGAUUCACUGGAUCACCACCAAAGGCAACCUCAACCUCGUUAUGAAACAAGCGGUUUAGGAUCAACACCUAAUCUUUCCACCAUUAGUGUGCCAAAGACUGAGAGAUCAUCCAUUGAAGGUUCUGUAAGGACAAGUUCCUCGGGAGAGGAAGAUCGCUCAGGUGAGCUUUCAAUCAGCAAUGCCAGUGAAAUGGAAACCGAAUGGGUCGAACAGGAUGAACCAGGAGUAUACAUCACCAUCAGAGCGCUGCCAGGUGGAGCUAGAGAACUUAGGCGUGUCCGGUUCAGCCGCGAAAAAUUUGGAGAAGUGCACGCCAGAUUGUGGUGGGAAGAGAACCGUGCUAGGAUACAAGAACAAUACUUGUGAUUGUGACUGUAGAAAAGAGCCCCUUACACAGACAACUGCUUCAGCAGGCUAACAGAGUACAACUUGAGAGCUUUACAGUAUUGUGCAUUCUAGAUUCAGUUUCCUCUUUUCCAGUGGAUAAUUUGCAAGUAACUGCAACUUUCAACUUUGGAGUUCACUUUAGCUGUGGAGAAACGCAGGUGUUGGGAAAUAAUUAAAUUAUGAUAGUGAGAUUUUAGUUACAGUUAAACUUGUUAGGGAGAUAGCAUCAGUGUCUUCUUGCAUUGGGAAUUGUCUAGUGUUUUCCAUCUUGUAUGAAUUUUGAACUAUUCCAUGUGAUGUAAUAUGUUUGGUCAAUUGGUUCUAUCAAAAUGGUUAAACUGGAAAUUUUGCAGAAA
This is a messenger RNA of Lotus japonicus, 1856 nucleotides long. RefSeq names its product protein Brevis radix-like 2. Lineage: Eukaryota; Viridiplantae; Streptophyta; Magnoliopsida; Fabales; Fabaceae. The record is from RefSeq and is a predicted model, not a curated record. The coding region runs from base 373 to 1479 and encodes 368 amino acids. The transcript has 6 exons.